AAACAAACACCUCAGAGGAUCUCCCAUAUCUUCCUCCAAGAGGAGGUUCAGAAUCUAUUAGAUUAGUCGGAGCUGUGAAAUUGGUUUUGUAUUUGUAUGCUUUUUUGAAAGUUAAUUUCUCACUUUGUUGAGAGGGUCUAAUUCCAUGAAAGUGAAGCCAUGAUUCAUGGAGAGGAGAAUUCGUCCGACGGGUCUUGUAGAAUCCGACCUGUUUUAGGAGAUGUGACAAAUCAAUUUGGGAAAAGGGGGUUUUCCACGAUUACGGGUAAUUUAGGUCUCAAAUCUGGAGAUAAGUACUGUGGAAAUGUUGAAAAGAAAGAUGAGGGUUCACAGUUUGUAAAGAAACUAUCUCUAGGAGUGGAGUCUUUAGUGAAAGGCAAUUGCAUAAUCAAUUGUGUUGAUUAUGAUAAAGAAAGGGGCAAGCAGGGUAGUGUUAUGCCAGGACCUUGUAGUGAGAUUAAAACCUUAAGUGGAAAUGCUAUAUCUGGUAUUUCAAAAAUACACAGUGAAAUUAGGGAGCCCAGUUUGUCUGAUGUCAGUUUGAAACUUGGAAGAGGCAUUACUGUUAACCAGAGUACCAAAGAAGUUGGUGGUGUCGUGAGGGACAGUUGUGUCUCUGGAAUUUCGAUGCCUAAGAGCUCGUGUGAUGGUAGCAUCCCUGAUGCCGAUGGAAAAUGUGGCACUGAUGAAGGAAGACUCAGUAUUGACACCACACAGAGUGAUAGUCUUCAUGAACAAUUGACAACUCAAGUUUGUGGCAGUGCUGGCAAUGAUCUUGGUGUUGAUAAUUUGGCCUCGAGUCAAUCUGGUUCCAUUGGGUGCUCAAGAUUGCCGGAGUCACAAGAGUCGAAGAAUUUUGGCUUAGAGAGAUGCACCGGACUAAAGGGUGAUGCGUGCUCCAAUUUAAGUCCAGCUGAUUUGAUCAAAACAUGCGCUUGUUCCUUUUGCACAAAAGCUGCUUAUAUUUGGUCAGACCUCCAUUACCAGGAUAUUAAGGGUCGAAUAGCUGCAUUAAAGAAGAGUCAGAAAGAAGCAAGCAUUAUGGUUCAAAGAAGUUGCAGGAAACAGGGCAGUGAAAAACCUGGUCAAGGGAACUCCAAUGCAUUCUCAAAGCUAGAGUCCGAUCUCAUGGGUCAUUGGAGGUCACUCUUUCUUCAGAUGGAGGAUAUUUUUGGCCAUGAAUGUAGCCAACUUGAAGCCAGUUUACUGUCACUGAAAGAUUUGAGAGAAAACUGCAAGACAGAACUUGAAUCCAUUAAUGCGUUCCCUCCAGAUAAACUGUAGCUUGCUUCUGAUCCUUUUCAUGUUUGUAAGAUGUUAUUUUGCUCCGAUUUUUGGUAAUUUGUCUGCUUUUGCUUGUUAUAGCACAAAAAAUCGAGAGGUCUCUUGAAGUUUAUACCAGUUUGACAGAUAUAACAUAUCUGCAACAGAUGUACCGUUUGAUCUUGCUCAUUCCAAACAAAACAUGUGCACUU
Molecule: messenger RNA, 1475 nt
Organism: Ilex paraguariensis (yerba mate)
Lineage: Eukaryota; Viridiplantae; Streptophyta; Magnoliopsida; Aquifoliales; Aquifoliaceae
Source: the annotation of a GenBank genome assembly